AUACGUACCGUGCAUCUUGUGCCGGUUCGGUUGAAACCAAUACUAUAAASAAAAAGAAGGYGUUCGGGUUUCAAGCUUGUUAUAUCUUCUAUUCUAUUAUUUUAUUGUGYUGUAUUGUAUUGUUUUCUAUGUUCUUCUAUUGUAUUCCGCUGCAGUGCGUUGCAGCAGUUUGACUCCACGGAGCCUUGCCGGUCCUCCCGAUCACGCUGCCAACACGGCCGGACCGAGGUGGCUGCGGCCUGGCCCGACGGUUUCUGCCUGCUCCUGUUCCUGCCGUUCCCGUUGGCGGUAGACCUCCGGCCAGUUGGUCCGGACAAAGUCUUCCCACACGCUCGCCGCGACGAUGGAUUCRUCCUGGUGGUACUGCUCCUCCGAGGCGACGUGCAUCGUCCCUGCCGAUUCGCACGAMUUUGGCCUGGCAAAGGCGGUCGAUCGCCCAAAGGCGUCCGUUGCGGGCUGCUCCCGGUGCACCCCGUCCCACAGGCAAACGGGGCGGCUCGGCGUGAACACCGGGGCGGAGGGCUUUCGAAGAUCGCCGGAGUCCCGCAGGGACGACGACGAAGACGAAGAAGACGACGACGGCUCGUCGGCUCCGCUCUUCAGGAGCUCCUCGAUCGCAAAGAGGGUUCGCCCGCAGGGUGCCCCCAUCCGGCCCGUGUCCCUCUGGAUGGGCCAGGACACCACGAAUCCACAGACCUUGUGCUCCCGUACCAGCUCGGAGAGCCUCCGGCGGGAUUCCUCGGGGAUCCUGCGUUUCCCCCGCUGGCGGAUCGGGAGCGAGUACGAGCUGUAGAAGGGUGCCGCCGUAGACGACGCUGAMGUUGACGCCGUGGUCGAAAUCGCCACGCUCGGGUGCUUCGAGAUGGUGAUUCCGAUGCGGUCGGCGUGGACAUCUACGGUGGCAAUGGCGGCACCCAUUGAUUUCCUCCAGUCCAGGGCGUUUGCAACCUUGGAAGGAGUCGUCAAAACCUUCAUCAGCUGGUUCGAGCAGGUUCUUCCGGCCAUGCUUGAUUUGCUGCUGUGCUGUGGUGUGCUGUGCUGUGCUGUGUUCUUUUUUGUUAUGUUCUUAGGGAAAAAUUGUACCACUACUUGCGUUUUCCUUUGUUGCGUUGGGUUGUGGGUGGGUACGUCACGGGUUCUUUCUGCUUGUGUGUUGUUCUUGUGCUUUUCGAAUUGGGGAUUUUAUUAGAAAAAGUACUGCUGUARAAGUAGUAAAUAAUUUACGACAGAACUGGGGUGUCGGUUUUYAUGAGGAAAAAAAUGGAGGAACUUCUAGAAGUAUUCGUUACGACUACCUCGGGAGAAAAAUGAUGUCGAUUUUGUCGUCCGUUCGAAACUUCGCGAUUUUUAGCUUCAAAACACGACCCGGCGCUGGGGAAGGAUUGUUGAUGGCAUGGCGUCAAAUCUCGAUGGUUCGUGUGACGAAACAAUUGGAACGAUCGGAGUAGCACUCGGGCUCGGAACGGGAGUACCUGGUUGGAUGCUCUGGGAGAMGUACGGACGYCAUGMAGGCGCAGAUGCAGAACAACUGACAGCGGUUCGGAUUCGUGUCCCGGUUUCGGUCACAGACCGCAUCAGCGAUCCUUCCACAUCGCCACCAUCGGCGACCCCGGUCAUUUUUGGGGUUCUCCAACGGCAACCGAUACUACCGUACGUACUACUACUAAKAGGAACCGCACAGUAUUAUUGUAGGUUUACGCAGUACCAGUACUGAUGAGAAGUACGUUAUGUGCUUCCUGCGUUGAUGCACGUUUGGUCGAUCUUGCGGCAGUCGGAAAGAAAACUUCAGUCGUGCUUGAGAAUYCGGCAACGUUCCCGGGAAGAAUUCAUGCCGACCUUAAAAAAAUCGACUGUCACUGUUUUGUGUUUUGUGUCUCGUUCGCAAGAUACCGGUAGGAGUGCAACGCUACAAAGAACAAACAAURUGAUCUUCAACGAUAAUACAAGGGAUGCAAUCGUCCGUACGAGCACACAUCCGAGUGUGAAUGUGUAUGUAACACGCCGAGUUCCCUCCGGUCAGAAAGUUCGAGAGCAAAAAACGCUCGACGUGCUUUCGUUGUUGCCGCCGUCGUCACCAUGGUGGCCCGGACGCCAUUCUUGUUCACACUCCGUUUCCGGAUCCCCUUCUAAUGAGAUCGUUCCUUCAGAUCUGUUCUAGAAAUGCAUCAAUAUAUUGUGCUCCAGCCGCCAUCGUGAUUGUGGCCGGCUCCGAAACCAUCUGGUGAAGGCGCCCUCUUGGAAGGCUGCAAAUAAACUUCUGAAAGCACUGCUGCCCACCAGAUCGGUAGAUAGAACAAACUACAAUUCGGAAUAUAAAUCAAGGCACUGGGCUCUAUGGGGCGAUUCUUACGAUGAUGACAUCGAGCAUCUUUUUCAGUUACUCUGCUAAGACUACAAAACUUGUUGCGAGAGGAYAUUUGGAGUCAAAUUAUKAAAGGGCAAUAAUGAGAUUCAUGAGUGACUCAACUGACUAUAACAAAGACAACAAAACGUUGGGUGCAGAGGUAUGGAUUCCACUCRUGGGACUUUAAUGAAUAAUUCUAUGGAAUUGACGCACAGGUGGAAAAGAUUUUUUCGAUCACGGGUACAGCUGAGGAUGCAUCGCAGCUUUCAGUCGAUUCCCAAGCAGGGCAACACAGCACAACACUAGAGCGGCAAAAUUUAAGCUUACGCAAAAGAUGACCGCCGAUUGUUUACCCACGCAACAACGAUACGUCUCUUCGUGGAUCCUACUUCGGCAAAACCAUCUUUUUCAAAGUUGAAUCCUMGCAUUAUGCAAGUUACUACAGCAAGAACGCCAGCGUUUGCGAAGGAAAAUGAAAGCCACGAAAUAAAUCUUAUAGCUAGGAGGCUAAAUUUCUGAAGACAAAAGAUAUAUUUUGAUCACAAACAGAGCKAGGAUGCAGUACUACUCCUUAUUAGAAGAACAUUUGAUCGUCUCAACAAGAUCAAUGUACUUCUUUUUCUAUUCUAUUUCUAAAAUAUCUUAAGAAAGAAUGAAUCGGUAA
Molecule: messenger RNA, 3008 nt
Organism: Pseudo-nitzschia multistriata
Lineage: Eukaryota; Bacillariophyta; Bacillariophyceae; Bacillariales; Bacillariaceae
Source: the annotation of a GenBank genome assembly